CCCGGUCCCGGUCCCACUCCCAGUCCCGUCACGGGUGAGGAUGAGCGGCGAGGACGGCAACGAGGAGUUCUACCAGCAGCUUCAGCUCCAGCAGCAGUACGGCGCCGAGCGCGGCGGCGGCGAGGGUGAGGGCGAGGCAGAGGCCGAGGCCGUCCCCGACCCCUUCACCUACGUGGACCCGGCCGACGGCGCGGCCUACGAGUGGGACCGCGAGAAGAAGGCCUGGUUCCCCAAGAUAACGGAAGAUUUUCUGGCAACGUAUCAUGCUAACUAUGGCUUCCAUGCAGAUGACACAGACAGUUCAUCUGCUUCUGGCACGGCAACUGACAGCAAGCUACCAGUAAGUUCUAAGACAUCAGAUGCACAACCAUUGGCAAAUGAGAAAGGACCAAAACAAACAGAUCCAAAACAAAAAUCAGAAAAACGGAAGCUUGAGCCGGGAUGGUUUCAUGUAGAAGAGGACAGAAACACAAAUGUUUAUGUGACUGGUUUACCACCAGACAUUACAAAAGAUGAAUUUGUACAAGUCAUGUCAAAAUGUGGUAUCAUUAUGCGAGAUCCUCAGACAGAAGAACACAAAAUCAAACUUUACAAAGAUAAGGAAGGAAAUCUCAAAGGAGAUGGCCUGUGUUGCUAUCUAAAGAGAGAAUCAGUUCAACUUGCUUUGAGACUUCUGGAUGAGGCAGAAAUUAGAGGCUAUAAAUUGCAUGUUGAAGUUGCAAAGUUCCAACUGAAGGGGGAGUAUGAUGCAAGCAAAAAGAAGAAGAAAUGUAAAGACUACAAGAAGAAGUUGUCUCAACAGCAGAAACAGCUGGAUUGGAGGCCUGAGAAGAAAGAUGGCGCAGCUCGAAUGCGACAUGAACGCAUCGUUAUUAUCAGGAAUAUGUUUCACCCAAAGGACUUUGAGGAGGAUCCCUUAGUGCUAAAUGAGAUCAGAGAAGAUCUACGGACAGAGUGUGAAAAGUUUGGUCAAGUAAAGAAGGUUCUUAUAUUUGAUCGACAUCCUGAUGGUGUGGCUUCUGUGUCAUUUAAAGAAGCAACAGAAGCUGAUCUGUGCAAACUAACUCUAAAUGGAAGGUGGUUUGGUGGCCGUCAGCUCAGUGCUGAAACAUGGGAUGGUGUAACAGAUUAUCAGGUGGAGGAGACUGCAAGAGAAAGGGAAGAAAGGCUGAAGGUGUGGGGAUCAUUUCUAGAGGAUCCUGAUGCGAAGGAGCAGCAAACUACGUCUGAUUCAGAUUCUGCAACAAGCAGCGUUAAAAUGCCUGAAGGCAGACAACCUUCAGAAGUUAAUGACACAUCUAAGGAGGAUGUAAAUGAUGAAGCCCAUAAGAGGGAAAAUAAUGGUGAGGGCAUUAAUGAAGAUGGUGCUCCAUCCACAGACAGCAGCCUCGCAGGCAGUGAUGUUGAAGCAGAUACAUAACAUUUUCAAUGCGUUAUGAAAGCAUGGUUUUUAGGGUGAUGUUUGAGUUUAUCCCUUUCUUCAGGGUGACUGCAGACGAUGUUCAUAUGAUACGCAUUACUAGAAUGUCACCAACUGUGUGCUUUGAAGUUUUCAUUAAAAGCAGUAUUUAAUGAGGUUCUAAAAGUUUGUAUUAAUUGGCUGUCGAGGUAAAGUAACUCAAGUUGCCAAGAAUACAGCAGAACUCAUCAGGCUUUUGUUCUAUCUAUGCUUGUCUGUGUUUCAUUAAGUAAGUGUAAAAUAUGUUCCAACACUAAAGUUUAUGUAACUAAAUAGAACUUAAGUAAUGCAGAGCUAUUACAAGACGUGGAUUUUGCUAUUAAUUUUCCUGUAGCCCUCAAAACUUGGUAUCUCAUUCUUAAAAUUAUUCUUGUCCUGAGUAAUUUUGAUCAUUUUAUGGAACAUAUGCUGUGAUACAUAUUGGGUGAAUGCAUUGGCUAUGUUGCUAUACAUGAAGUAGCAAAUGAUAGAAUAAUAUUAAGUUGCAAACUUUAAAGUUAAGUGGAAAACAAACAAGAUCUCUAUAGCCAACAUAAGGCAACUGAGUGAAGAUAGAUGGUUAAAUCACGGCAUUCAGUAAAUUAUUUUUCUUCUCCUGUUUAGAACUUUAUUGAUGUUUAGAUCUUCUUUUGAGGCUGGAAUUGUGUCAAGGAGACUAGAAAUGCAUGAACAAACAUUCUAGCCUAUAAUGAAAGAAGACUGAUCUUAAACUUAUGGUCUGUAUGCAGUAGACAUGCUUUCAAUUGUUUGACUUUUUUUUUUAGCAUUAGAGUAAGGGUUUUUGUUUAACUUAGUUAGGAUGAUGAGUAUGAGUUCUCUUCAACAUUUUGGUUUAGCCUUAAUGUGCCCUUCAAUGGGUAGUGGGGAGAUCUCCCAAAUUCCAUAAAACCUAAAGGCUUUUGGCAACUUGAAGUACAUUUUGUUGUGUAAAUGUUAGAAUACUUGAACACAUGCUUUAAAAGAAUAUUACUCUUUUCUAUGGGGAAAAAAUCAAAAGCUAGCCAUAUAUUGCUAGCUCUCUUAGAAAUAUUUCCCAAAACAAAGAUUUAGAAGACAUUCUAGCUUUAGAUAAGCAGGCUUUUGAGAAUAACUCCGGGGGAGCUGUUUUGGGCAUGGUCAUUCUUCAUUUAUAAUCCCAUUAUUUUGAUAUCUAAGGAUAUAAGAGUAAAGAUUUAAGGAAUUGUUUAAAAUAUUGGUGCUAAAUUCGUAGCACAUUGUUCGUAUGGAUGGCUGUUAAUACACGUUUGUAAGGAGGAUCUUUAUUUUUUUUAAUUCAUAUUGGAUUGCGAGAAACCAUAGAUGCUAAUUGUUAGGUAUGAUUCAAUCCUGAAGUAUUCAGAAUACUCUGAAAGUUGAUAUUUUCAAACUUUGUGCUCUGAGAUCACCAUCUAUAUUUUUUCCAGUGGUCUAUCUUGUACUCAUUUUUUUUUUGUAAUCAGUAUAUUUGGGUAGUUAUGGCAACCAGAGCAUCGAAGUUAAUACUUGUCAUUGCGGUUACAAAUUACAUCCUUUUGUGACAAAAUACAUGGUCUUACAACAGAUAUGGUAUUUGAAUUCUAGGUUUAAAACUCUGGGGGCUAAUUAUGACUUGGCAUGACAAAAUUCCAAUUUUAAUGAGCUGUAUUGUAAAGGAGAACUCUUAACACUUGCAAUCUAAAUAAGACCACUUUCUCAUCUUUACAAGAGUGUGAAUUGUACAUUUAAGCAAAGCAAGUGUUUGAACAGUUCAGGGAAUCUGAAAUACUGCUUGGUUUGUAGCUGCACAUGGUGGCAUAUUCACAUUACAUCUCUGGAUUGUGUUUGUUCUGCCUGGGAUUUUUAUUGGUAAACAACACCACAGACCUCUGAGGGCACAGAAAGAAUGUAAUUUAAUGUGGUGAAUACUGCUUUCAGUGCUCCUUUUUUCUUCCAGCUUCUAGACUCAAAGUUUUAGAUUUGUUAAACUAUUGUGUUCUGUUAGCUUUUUUUAAGAGAGCCUAGUCAUGCAACACUCUACACAGUUAAAUCACCUGUUUUACAGUGGAAUUGCUAUUGAUAUAGGGAAGCUAUUGACAAAUGUAUAAAUAUUGUACAGUUCUAUGAAGCCUUUAUCAUGAUAUCAAAUAUGAAAAAUAAGGUUAGUGUUUGAAAAAAGACUUUGAAAAAUAAAGAAUCAUUGCUUGUGCAGUAAUCUUCCUCUCUCCAGUUGAUGUACAAAUUUGAUUGGCUUGUUUCAAAAGUUAAACGUGAUGUUAGUUGCUUCACCUUUUCCUCUAGGCUUCAUGCUGAAGUAGAGCACUGACAAAGACUGAGACUAAAUGCUUUACUGGCUUUCCUAUUAACUAGGAUUCUUAAGAAAAUAAAAGCUGUUUUUCCACAAAAAUGUUGUGCUGAAGUGACAUUACACUCAAAUUGGUACUUUCUUUUGUCUACCUCUGCUAUUCCCCAGUAAAAUAUAAAAAUAUAUUUUUACAAACUAUUCAUUGAGUUACUGAGGCAUUUAAUGGCUCAUGGAGAGGUUAAUGCAGCUGUGACUUUCUUUUCAGCAUUGAGAUUGAAUUCUUUUGAUUUCCUUUUCUAAAUGAUGCAAGCUUUUACAAAUUAAUCUGAACAUAUAUUACAUUUUUCACAAAAGUUCAAAUUACUAUUUUUAAAGUAAGAUUAUAAAAAUUCUCAUAGUGUAGAGCAGUAUUGUUUAGUACUGAAUUUUAACAAAUUGGAAAGUGAACAAGCUGAGUUGCUUUUAAUUUUUUUUCUCUGAGCAUCAGCAUAAAUAGAUAAGUUAAAGGGUUAAAACCCCCUCACUGUAUUUUUUUCUUAAAUAAUCAAUUAUUUCUAAUGACUUCACUAAAGUGGAUCUUUCCUGAGAAUGCAGGAUUGACUUCAUAAUCUGUUUUGCUCAUCAGUAGCAACAAAAUCAGACUUUUUGCUCAGUUUCUAAUUGCCGUUGGGUUCUGUUCCAGUGUACUGCAUGUCCCUUCAUCCCUAGCCUUUUAGGGAGAGGUUCAUCUCAAGAAAAGUUGUCAAGUUGUCUCUUCCUCUCGGUAUUUUAUGAAAACAAUAACUAGCAGCAGGUUGAAACACUUUGCGGAUAAUUGUUGCUCAGUUUUGAACUAAAUAUGUGUUUCUGCUAAUUCGCAUAGUGUGACAAAUUGGAUGUGAAGCAAUUUAAAUCUAACAGCGGGGAAAGAAUAUCAACUAAUUGUUACUGCCGUGUAAUUCAGCAUAGGUGAUCACUUUCCUAACCAUGUAGUACAAAAUCAGUUGCUUAGAUUCAAGACAUACUGGUGGUUUGCUUUACAAUCAAGAUGGUAUUUAGUGGUUUGCUGGCAAGGUAAUUGUAUGGAAUUAAAAGUAUUCAUCAGAGAUUGUGUUUGAGGAGCGUGGCCAAGGCAGACAUCUAGAAACAAAAAGCCCCAAAAGAACAGGCAUGGAAGUUGCAGGCAUGGAAGUUGCAACAGGUUCUCGAAUGUGCAUAUGCAGCUGUAAAGAGAGUUAGUUUCAUUUUGCAUCAAAAUGUUUACCUGUUUCUCCUGCUGACUUUAUUACUUUUUUUUAAUUGAAUUUCAGUCCCUCAUACAACUUCCACUUUGUAUAGGAAUUGCAAUUCAUUUAAAAUCAUUAGUAUGUUAAAUGCAGUGCAUUUUAACUAAACUGUGUCCUAGUCAAUAUUCAGUUAAGGUUAAUCUAUUCAUAAUUUCAAAUUUAUUUAGCUUAAUUCACUUAAAGGUAUUGGAUGCUUCAUAGAAACCCAGACUUGCCUUUAAACUUCCCAGUAAAAAUCAGUAUUAUUACCCUGAAUUCUUGAACUGUAUAACCUAACCAAAUUCUUUAAAAAAAAAAAAAAAAAAAGGGCGGGGGGAAUUAGAUACCUAUAGAUCUUAAUUGGAUUUUAAAAUUUCUGAUUUGAGGCAACACACUGCAAUAUAACUAUGUAAGUUUUGUACUCGUGUUGAUUUGGCUUGUGUGUAUUUCAGUGCUCAUUAUACAGGGCUUGAAGUCUUACUGUCAUGAUACUGUUGAAAGUUCUGUAAAAUAUUUAUAGAAGUAUGGAAUCUUUUGCAGCAGAUUUUUUUUUUCUCAUUCUGUAAUAUCAAAGUAUAUUGUUAGAUUAAAAUUCACUAAGUUGACUUGGAUUUUUUCUGACAGGUUACUUUCUUUUGAUAAGCUAAAUUGAUCAUUUUCAGUUACCUUUUAGAAAAAAGUUAUUUCAAAAUAUUAUAUUUGAAUAAUUUCUAGACCUGUGACAGCAUCUGAAAAUCCCUUGAUUUGUCUUCAAUUUUGUUUCUUAAAGGGGUUGUGUUUUAUACUACCUUUUUAAUAAACAAACUCGUGAACAAAAA
This is a messenger RNA of Oxyura jamaicensis (ruddy duck), 5781 nucleotides long. It is a transcript of the gene HTATSF1, whose product is annotated as HIV-1 Tat specific factor 1. Bases 41 to 1420 code for a protein of 459 amino acids. Gene Ontology annotation, cellular component: U2-type spliceosomal complex; U2 snRNP. Gene Ontology annotation, molecular function: RNA binding. Lineage: Eukaryota; Metazoa; Chordata; Aves; Anseriformes; Anatidae. Gene Ontology annotation, biological process: mRNA splicing, via spliceosome. The record is from RefSeq and is a predicted model, not a curated record. The transcript is spliced from 9 exons.